GCUUGAACAUUCACGACAUUGGAAUCAUCGAAGUAAAGAUCGUUCUGAGAGAAUCGCUUUCUUCAAAAUGAAACUGCAGUUGUUCGUAACUUUGUUCGUGUAUUUGCUCCAUUGUUCCUUUGCGAAAGUGGCUGAUGGACCAGACGAGUUUUGUGAUGAGGGUCCCCCAGGAAAUUAUUGUCUCCCGGAUCUCACAGGCUGGCAUAACUGUUAUGUUGACCAAAAAACUGGCCAAAUGGUUGACAAGAUCACUACAUGUUCUCCAAACACAAGAUGUGUUUGUUUUGAUGGCCCUCCAUGUCCAGACUACAUCGAAGAUCCUUGCCAGACUUUCAUACCUCCACCGCCGACUCCCGAUAAAUUCACCAUGUACUACAACUCCAAACUAACAGUGUGCUCGCCCAUGGGAUGCAAGACCACUUACAGUUCUGGGAGGGAAUUGCAGUCUCUGACUGAUCUUAAAAAGAGAGACGAUUAUGGAUCAAUAUACUGGUCGUCUACGUUCGUUUUACCAAGACCUGGCGGUGGUUUUAAUCAGACUGAGUUUCGAUGGGAUAAGGAGCAGUGCGUAACGCAGGAAAUAAAAACUUUUCCUGUAUCGCAAGUCCCUCCCUUCUUCAGUUUCAACGGCACAGUCAAAGUUGGCUACCUACUCUGUGAUAAGUGGAUAUGGAAGACUGGGGGCCACAAUCCAGGGCAGCCAACAUCCUUUCAAGCUUAUUACAUAACGAACCAAACGAAUGCAGCGAGCGAUCUCGACAAAGCCUCGAUUGCGCCAGUCAUGAUAGAGUCUACUUACAAUUCGGGGCCUUUGGGAAAAACAAGUUCCUAUAUGGUGCUAAAUGUAACUUCCUUCGCGAUAGGUGUCGAUGAAGACUCUUUUGAACUUCCCACUUUUUGUUUGAAUCGUCCAUCAAUAGCUGUGGUAUAAACUGAAAUCUACCGUUAAACAUGAAAUUUUUGCGGGAGUGUUCUGUUUGUAGAUUUGCGUUCUUUUGUCUGUCUUUCGUUUACGGGAAUGAAAUAUUGGCGAGUUUCAAUUCUGUUUCAAGUAACAGAACACUUUGAAAGGGAAAGGAACUAAACAUUUUCAAAUUGCAUUGUUGCUAACCUGCUGAGUUUUGUCUCAAUGGAUCUUCCGUGUGAAUCCAAGCUCGAAACCGUCAGUUGACUUCGUACAAGGGCAUUAUAAUAUUUGACGAAAGCUCAAGAAAAUUUUUCAGGCAUAUAAAUUGCGCUUUUGGUUGGUUUGUUUUCGUCGGGAGCUUACAUUACGGACUGAAAACAACCCCGAAAACUCGCCAAAAUCAGAUGAACACGUAAAAUUUUCAUGUUUGACGGUAGGUUCUGGCAGAAAGUUAGAAAAGUAAUAUUUUGACGCGAUCAGUUAACGACGUAGAUGCAUCUUGACUCUGUUACGAUGAGUAAAUUUAAUAGUUUCUGUUUUUAUCGGUUGAUUGGCAUAACAAACAUCUUUAAGGAAGAAAAUCAUUAAUCUUAAAAAUUGAUACGGCUUCAUAAUGUUUAGAGAUCAUUUGAACCAAGUCGGACAUGCAUAAAGUAACGAUUUUAAUAUCUGCGAAAAUUGGCUUGCUUUCAUUGUGUCUUUGCUUUUUAAUUAGACAACAACAUUGAUAUUGAUCGUAAGUCAUUCAUUUAUCAUUUAUUACACAAAAAUACCUGAAUUUCAAAGCUUUGAACCAAAAGUAAUCUUUUGCUGGACGAUAUGGAGUAUCAGGCGAUUUGUUUUCAAUUUCCGAGAAAGUUUGAUUGUUGAGCAUUAAAAGUUGAAAGUUAAAACA
This is a messenger RNA of Pocillopora damicornis (cauliflower coral), 1802 nucleotides long. RefSeq lists its product as uncharacterized. The record is from RefSeq and is a predicted model, not a curated record. Lineage: Eukaryota; Metazoa; Cnidaria; Anthozoa; Scleractinia; Pocilloporidae.